This is a messenger RNA of Tetrahymena thermophila SB210, 1656 nucleotides long. RefSeq lists its product as hypothetical. The record is from RefSeq and is a predicted model, not a curated record. NCBI's taxonomy places the organism in Eukaryota, Ciliophora, Oligohymenophorea, Hymenostomatida, Tetrahymenidae. The transcript is spliced from 2 exons.
AUGCUCUACUGUGGAAAGAAACCAAAUCAUUUUAAGAUUGCAACCUGUAUAAAUGAAAACUGCUACUUAAGAUUUAAACUACUUUGCAUGAACUGUGAUUUUCAUUCUAUAUCAAAAUCUCACGACUCCUCUUGCUAAUUUGUUGAAGUAGCUUCUAAACAGAGUUUUUUCAGUGAAAUUAACUUCUUUAAUAGUGUUAACUUGCUAUCAAAAAGUAUAAGGAAAAAUAAAAUAGUUAAAUUCGAUAUAGAAAAUGAAGAUACAAGCUUGAUCCCUGCCGAGCAUGUUGCAUAAGUAAUAGAAAUAAAUGAUUGUAUUACUAUGUAUAAUAGAUAUUUAGAUCAUCUUUUACAGAACCUAUUUACCUUCAUCAGAUCUCAAAGAGAAAUGUAAAUAAGAAGUAAAUCUUAUAAUAUCUUUGAAAUUAAUAAAGAGACUGCUCUCAUGAGGUUGCAAGCUAGAAAUUACAACACAAUAAUUAAAAAUCUGAAUGAAAUUGUUUAUAACAAGCAUCAUAAUCUAAAUGAAAAUAUCAAACAAAUUAACAUUAAAGUCCAGUUUAAUAUUUUGUAAGGCUUUUGUAAUGAUAUCCUUUCAAUAAUAAAUCACUUUUUACUUCAAAUUUAAGGAGCAAACACUUGGUUUUCUGAAGAAAAAGCAAAACUUUUAAAGAAGUUCCAUGUAGAAAACAAUAAUACAUACGAUAAUAAUAUUUCACCAGAACUUAUUAAAUUUUGUUUUGAUGGAUUCUUGAUGGGACAAGUUAUAAAACAAGAAAACAAUAUGCAUCUUAAAAUCUAUUCUUAGAUAAACUAGAAAAAGUUUAGCCAUUAUAAGCUAAACUUUGACAUAGUUUGCAAUUAAAAUAUUAAAGAUUUUGACUUCUCAAGUUGCGAAAGAUAUUUUGCUAUUUUGAAAGAUGAUGCUUUUAAUCUCUUUUAGUUGUGCUUAUGCGACUAAUAAAAUAACCAAUACACCAAAAAAAUUUAACUCUAAAAAAUACCAUUAAAAUUUUCUAUAAAUGAGAAAUUCGAAUAAGUUUAGUUUUAUUUUAGAAGAAUACUGGUCGCAGUAUAAAAUUUGAAUAAGCUCAUACUUUUAAACUACAACACUCUCUAAGUAGUGUAUGAAAUCAACUCAAAUUUUUAGUUCUACUUUAAAAAAGAGAUGAGUAUGCUUUCAGAGUUUUUAUUAAUUAAAUCUGACAAGUCACUAGACAUAUUUGAAUCCAAUGGUUCUCUGACUGAAGUUAAAGUUUAACCCAAAAUGAAUGUUAAAGAAUACUACAUAUCUUAAAACUAUAAGUACCUUCUUUUAGUUUCAUAAAAAGAUGAUUAGUAGAACUAAACAAUAUCUCUCUAUAUGGCAUCAAAGAAUCUAGUUUUCGAAAAGGAACUAAUGAAUACUCAGGUAAAAAAACUACUAAAAGCAGAAUUUUCCAAAGACUCUAAUUACGUUUAUCUUCUCUACGAUUCCCACUUUGAAGUUAUAGAUACUUACAUUUUAUAAAUGUAGAAUGAAAAAAACAUAUUCUUAAUUAAUAAAAGUGAAAAGAAUCCUUAUAUUAAUUUUUUUUAGACAAUUGACGGAUAAAAGCUUUAUUUAAUUAAGCAUAAUGGACAAGUUGUUGUGAUAAAAAGAGUUAGUAUUUACUGA